Molecule: messenger RNA, 797 nt
Organism: Salvia hispanica
Lineage: Eukaryota; Viridiplantae; Streptophyta; Magnoliopsida; Lamiales; Lamiaceae
Product: small heat shock protein, chloroplastic-like
Biological process (GO): response to heat
Source: RefSeq, a predicted model, not a curated record
UUUCUCACUCUCACCAAAACCUCAAGAAUUAAACUCAGACAUUUAAACCUCAACCAAUCAUCAACUAAACACAUUUGUAAAGAAGAGAUAUGUCACACUGUUUAUCCCUUUACACUCCCAUUUCUCCCACUUCAAAAUUUUCCACCUCCGGCAGAAAUUGUGCCAAGCUCGCCGUCAGGGCGGCGGCGGCAGACGGCCGAGAAAAUCUCGAUCAUUUGCAAAAGCAAAGUAGGCCUCAGCAGCAGGUCAAGAAAAGGGCCACCCCUUCCGUGGCUCCAAUUGGUUUAUGGGACAGGUUUCCAACAGCUCGGACAGUGCAGCAAAUGAUGGAGACAAUGGACAGGAUGAUAGACGACCCUCUCGUCUACAGCAGCGCCUGGGCAGCCCCCUCACCUGCAGCCGACGCGGUGAGCAGCUUCGGGCGAGGGAGGACGCCGUGGGAGAUCAAGGAGGGCGAGACCGAGUACAAGCUGAGGUUCGACAUGCCAGGCAUGACCAAGGAGGACGUCAAGGUGUGGGUCGAGGAGAAGAUGCUCGUCUUGAAGGCCGAGAAGAAGGCCGCAGAGGGCGAGGAGUGGCCGGCUAAGAGCUAUGGGAAGUACAACACCCGGAUUGCCUUGCCUGAGAAUGUUGAGUUUGAGAAGAUUAAGGCUGAGGUUAAGGAUGGUGUGUUGUAUAUCACUAUACCCAAGGCUAGUAUUAGUGCUAAGGUUUUUGACAUUAGUGUUGAUUAAAAGAGAUUAAUGUUAAAUGUAAUCAUUGUUAGAUAGUUUAAUAAACAUCUAUUUUCCAUACAA